AUGUCGCUAUACCCAACAGCAGCACCGCGCUUUCGGCGCAACAAGCUGACCGCCUUCUGGUUCAAAUCUCGGCGAUCAUUCGCGCAGACUAGUCCUCCAGGAAGGUGGUGCUGCAACUUCAAAGGUGAGCUGCCCGGCGUGACUCCAAACCUUCGCAGGUCGUCGUGCCAGUAUAGGAUGAGAUACAGUAUAUAGAGUCAAGCACGGACGCAACAAAGCGCUGGCGACAACGUACAAAUAGCCUGGUGCUUCAAACACACCUUGCCUGAUGCUGCACCGGGAAGUCUCAUGUGACCCAGCCAAAGAGAACCGAGCCUGACCGGGCGUGCACAAAGCAUGCACGAGGCAGAGGCUAUUUCCCUCCUCGCCUGGUGGCUUACACGCGCUGACGCUGCGGCAUUUUCUCUCUCACUCGGACUGUUUAUCAGCUUUGAAGCACCUUGUCCGCAGGCUUGGUCGUUCUCAGGCGCAGUGAUCUACCACCGCCCUGUGCUGCGCUCAGGGCCCACGCGCGAUGAAGGAGCUCGUGUGAGUCAGCGGCCCACACGCGAACAGCGUCAGCCGCUGCGAUGCUGACCCUGCACUUCUGCUUUGCAGCGUUCAAGAUGCGCCCAAGCGCAUCAAGCACAUCCAAUUUGGUGUGCUCUCGGCGCAAGAAAUCGUCAACGUCUCCGAGCUAGAGCUUUUAACGAAAGAUCUUUAUACGGUGACGGACAACCCUAUCGCGUCUGCAACAGGCUUGCCAGAGAGAACCCCUGCUGAAAAUGGACCUCUAGAUCGGCGCAUGGUGAGAGGAGGAAGAUCAGCUGCGUUGCUGUGCGGCUUGGCCUUCCUGGUUGAGAGGGAUGGCUAACCCGUCUCGUUUUGGUUCCGUCAUCUUCCACAGGGUGUAUCCGACAAAAACUCAUUGUGUCAGACGUGUGGUUUGAAGAACGCGGACUGUGUGGGUCAUUAUGGUUACAUUCGGCUCGUGCUGCCAGUCUUCCACGUCGGCUUUUUCAAGCACGUUCUAGCCAUCUUGCAGUGUAUAUGCAAGGUGAGUUGCUCUCGCUUCUCACCUCUGAUAGGAAGUGGACUUACACAUAUCUGUUGGCUAGAACUGUGCAACGGUGCUCGUGAAUGAGCAGAUGAGGCGAAGGUUCCUGAGAGCCUUUCGGCGCCCCGGGCUGGAGAAUUUGCAGCGUACGACUACCUUCAAGGCGGUGAACAGCGCAGCGCGAAAGGUGCUGUACUGCCCAAGAUGCGGAAGUACAAAUGGCGUUGUCAAGAAGAGCGGUACCUUAAAGAUCACACACGAAAAGUACCGCCAGAAGAAGACUGAAUCGGAGCGACAAGCUUUCGAGAAGACCUUUGCUAGCAACGUCGAGAUGAGCGGCACUGGCCCUGGAGACGUUCGACCGCAUUUAAAAAGGGCUGCAGAGGACCUGAAUCCUCUCCGGGUGCUAGAGCUGUUUAAAAGGAUUUCGAGCGAGGUAAGUCACGCUCGCAGGUGGCGAGGGACAAUCACCUCACUGAUGUUCCUCAUGUUGGCAGGACUGCGAACUUCUGGGCCUUCGACCGGAGUAUGGUCGUCCUGAAGAAUACAUCUGGCAGUACAUCUGUGUACCGCCUGUUUGCAUUCGUCCCAGUGUAGCGCAAGAAGGCGCGACCAACGAAGACGACCUUACUGGCAAGCUUGGAGACAUAAUUUUUGUCAACCAAGUCCUUAAGCUUGGACUUCAACCUGGCGGCAAAGGCACCACGACUCAGAAUCUAAUUGAGCAGUGGGAUACUUUGCAGACCUGCAUAGCUGUCUACAUCAAUUCAGAGACGCCGGGAAUUGCAGCGGCUGCGAACGCAAAGCCUAUCAGAGGGUUCUGCCAACGACUCAAAGGCAAGACUGGACGCUUCCGUGGUAACUUGUCUGGGAAGCGUGUCGACUUCUCUGGGCGUACCGUCAUCAGUCCAGACCCGAACCUGAAGAUCAACGAGGUGGCAGUUCCUGAUCGGGUGGCCAGAAUUCUGACAUUCCCGGAAAAAGUAUUCGCCGGCAACAUCGAUGAGCUCAAAGAGGCUAUCCUCCGCGGCUCAGAAACGCAUCCGGGCGCCAACUUUGUCAUUGAUGUCAAAAGUGGCUUCAAGCGCAUGCUGAGGUCUGAGGGUGCGCGAAGAGCAUGUGUCGCUUCGCUGAAGAUUGGCGACAUUGUCGAACGGCACAUCAAGGAUGGCGACAUCGUUCUGUUCAACCGGCAACCUUCGCUUCAUAAGCUCUCAAUCAUGUCGCACAGGGUCAAGGUCCGUCCUUGGCGCACCUUUAGGCUCAACGAAUGUGCUUGCAAUCCUUACAAUGCCGACUUCGACGGUGACGAGAUGAACAUGCACGUUCCGCAAACGCAGGAAGCCCGGACAGAGGCGACGGAGUUGAUGGGCGUGCAGCACAAUCUCGUAACUCCCCGCAACGGAGAGCCGAUCAUCGCCGCCAUUCAGGAUUUCAUCACGGCCUCAUUCCUCAUUUCGCGGCGAGACCGGUUCUUUGACAGGAAGCAAUUCUCGCAGAUAUGCUCCUACUUCGCAGACGCUGAUCUGCACAUUGAUCUGCCUCCUCCAGCGAUCAUCAAGCCGCACUGCCUGUGGACCGGUAAACAAGUCUUCGGCUGCCUCAUUCGGCCGAAUAAGAGCUCGCCACAUCUGGUCAACCUUGAGGCGCAAUGUCGGACUUUCGAGAAGCCGAAAGAUGGACACAUCAGAGAUAUGUCGCCAAACGACGGCUGGCUCGUCAUCAUCAACUCGGAGGUCAUGUGCGGUGUGAUGGACAAGAGCACCGUCGGCGAUGGCAAGAAGAACAGCGUCUUUGGUGUCCUUCUGCGAGACUACGGCACCGAAGCUGCGAUCAGCGCCAUGAAUCGACUCGCCAAGACUUGCGCUCGUUGGCUUGCCCAACAAGGAUUCUCUCUUGGCAUCAACGAUGUUAUGCCCGGCGAGCAGCUGCGCAAUACGAAAGAUUCGAAAGUAGAAGCUGCUUACGCCGAGUGUCUCUCGCUCAUCCAGAAGGCCAAAGUGGGCAAGCUCGACAAUCUUCCGGGAUGUGACCAGGAGCAGACACUAGAGAACAUGAUCUCCGGUGUCCUCAGUGGUGUGCGUAGCGAUGUAGGUGAAAUCUGCAUGACAGAACUGAGUCGCCACAAUGCACCACUCAUCAUGGCUGUUUGUGGCUCGAAAGGUAAGUGCGGCAGAUAUGGUACGCUCCAUGGGGCUGAAGCUAACCCCCUCUUCUCAUCGAUGCUACAGGGUCCAAGAUCAACGUCGCCCAGAUGGUCGCAUGUGUGGGACAACAAAUUAUCAGCGGCUCGCGUGUUCCGAAUGGCUUCCAGGACCGUUCGCUGCCGCACUUCGCCAAGAAAUCGAAAGAUCCGCCAAGCAAGGGUUUCGUCCGUAACAGCUUCUUCUCUGGUCUCACACCGACCGAGUUUCUGUUUCACGCUAUUUCCGGUCGUGAAGGUUUGGUCGACACUGCCGUUAAGACAGCAGAAACCGGAUACAUGGCGCGACGUCUCAUGAAGGUGAGUGGUGUACGCACAACAUCAAUGUUAGUAUUUUAUUGAAGCUUUUGAAAUCCCACCUCAAUCAGGCCUUGGAAGAUCUCUCAACACAUUACGACUUGUCUGUACGCAACUCGGUAGGCGGCAUUGUCCAAUUCGAGUAUGGAGACGAUGGACUCGAUCCGGCAGAGUUGGAAGGCAAGAAGCUGCCAGUCGAGUAUCUGCGCACUUGGCGACACAUCAAGGCCAUCACUUUGGACCCAGCAGCCCCGGGACUGCUACCGUACGAGAUCACUGAGAUGGUCGAAAACGAUUUGAGUUCGAAGAGGUAUGCUAAAACGACGAAGCUGUAUCAAGACGAAGUUGCGACCUUCAUGCAGGGCAUUGCAGAGAAAGCAGCUGCCAUUCGAGGAGCGCACGGCUUGUACCCUGCUCUGAUCAGAGAACCAGAGUACGAGGAUGCCGACCUCACAAUGGGUGCCAGCGUAUAUGCGAUCGCGGCGGUGGACAAUCAGACGAAAGUGACCAAAACGGCUUUGGAAGCGUUCAUGGACUUGUGCUUGUCCAAAUACGCAAAGGCCAAGAUUGAGCCCGGUGAGCAAUCAAUAGCUUGCCUGACGGCACAUGCGGGUAGACUGACAGUUUCUUUUCUCUUGCAAAGGCUCUGCGGUCGGUGCGGUCGGUGCACAGUCGAUCGGUGAACCUGGUACUCAAAUGACCCUCAAGACGUUCCACUUUGCCGGUGUCGCCUCCAUGAACGUCACUCUGGGUGUACCACGUAUCAAGGAAAUCAUAAAUGCUGCCAAGAUCAUCAACACUCCGAUUAUCACUGCGGCUUUGGUGAACAACCAGUCUGAAACCUCCGCACGCAUUGUCAAGGGUCGCAUUGAGAAGACUUACCUGGGUGAUGUGAGUGGGGGCCCAAGCUUGCGCAGCAGUAUGCGUCCCACUUACCGCGUGCUCACGACGACGUUGUUCUACAGGUGGCGUCGGUCAUCGAAGAGGCUUGGGCUCGCGACUACAUUUAUCUCGGUGUACACAUCGAUAUGGACGCGAUCAGACGCUUGCAGUUGGAGGUAACGCUUGACGACGUCCGGUGGGCAAUCAUUCGUGCUCCCAAGCUUAAGAUCAAGGAGGAGGUGCGUCUGGCUGAUAUUGUGCUAAGCUUGGGCGGCGCUCACACUUCUCAUGCAAUGCACUACCCCUUUCAGAGCGUCUCCGUGAUCCCACAGCGCAGCCGUAUUCGUAUCCAUCUGGGCUCCGCCGAUGAUCGCGAGGAGACAUUUUACCGUCUCAAAGCGCUAAAGCGAGUCCUUCCAAAGGUCGUCAUCAAGGGCAUCCACACAGCUCAGCGCGCGGUCAUCAGCGACGAUCAGGGCGAGCGCAAGCUCCUCGUUGAAGGCUACGGCCUCCGUGACGUGAUGACCACCGAAGGCAUUAUUGGCACCCACACCUCGACCAAUCACGUCAACGAGAUGCAGAUGGUCCUCGGCAUCGAGGCCGCACGCAAGUCCAUCUUUGAAGAGAUCAACUAUACUAUGUCCAGCCACGGCAUGAAUAUCGAUCCUAGACAUGUCAUGCUUCUUGCAGAUGUCAUGACGUACAAGGGCGAGGUGCUAGGUAUCACCCGAUUCGGCGUAGCGAAAAUGAAGGAUAGUGUCCUCAUGCUGGCAAGCUUUGAGAAGACGACUGACCAUCUCUUUGAUGCUGCCCUCUUCGGCAAGACGGACUCGAUCCAGGGUGUUUCGGAGUCGAUCAUCAUGGGCAAUGCAGCGCGCAACCUCGGGACCUCGAUGCCUCAAUUAAUCAGCUCGAAGCCCAAACUUCCACGCCGUCGCGAGCUCAUCUUUGACCCAUGA
Ceraceosorus bombacis is the source of this 5377-nucleotide messenger RNA. The record is from the annotation of a GenBank genome assembly. Lineage: Eukaryota; Fungi; Basidiomycota; Exobasidiomycetes; Ceraceosorales; Ceraceosoraceae.